AUGGCGCGGAGAGGGGAGAAGCUGGAGGAGCCCCUACUCCAUGAGGAGGAGAGGGGAGGUAGCGAGGCGGACAUGGGGGACAUAACCACCUGCCGGACUUUUCUGAAGGAGGCGGUGGAGGAGAACAAGAGGCUCUGGUACCUCGCGGGGCCGGCGAUCUUCACCUCCAUAGCGCAGUACUCCCUCGGCGCCGUCACCCAGGUCUUUGCCGGCCACCUCACCACGCUGGAGCUCGACGCCGUCUCCACCGAGAACAUGGUCAUCGCCGGCCUCGCCUUCGGGAUCAUGGUUCGUCUCCUCUCCCCACCGCCGUAUCCUCUCUUUUCCCUUCUUCCGCAUCAUCCUCCUCAUCGUCAUCAUCCUCAUCUUCCUCUUCCGCUUGUGGCAACAAUAGAUCGGAUCUAG
This is a messenger RNA of Spirodela intermedia, 405 nucleotides long. The record is from the annotation of a GenBank genome assembly. NCBI's taxonomy places the organism in Eukaryota, Viridiplantae, Streptophyta, Magnoliopsida, Alismatales, Araceae.